Messenger RNA from Aureobasidium vineae, 222 nucleotides. NCBI's taxonomy places the organism in Eukaryota, Fungi, Ascomycota, Dothideomycetes, Dothideales, Saccotheciaceae. The record is from the annotation of a GenBank genome assembly.
AUGUCGACUGCCGCUGCUCCUACUGAUGGCCCUGUACACCAUGGUAGCCACGCUCACCAGCUGAUCGCUGCUUCCGUCAUUGCCAUUGUGCUUCCCACUGUCUUCCUCGUUCUGCGCCUGCUCGCCAGACAUGUCCUGCGCAUCCGCCUCUACUUUGACGACUGGCUCAUCAUCAUUGCCUGGGUAAAUUCAUGGCUUGCCUCCCUGUCCAUACUCUGCUGA